Messenger RNA from Trifolium pratense (red clover), 808 nucleotides. Its product is annotated as probable NADH dehydrogenase [ubiquinone] 1 alpha subcomplex subunit 12. The record is from RefSeq and is a predicted model, not a curated record. Lineage: Eukaryota; Viridiplantae; Streptophyta; Magnoliopsida; Fabales; Fabaceae. The transcript is spliced from 5 exons. Gene Ontology annotation, cellular component: membrane. Gene Ontology annotation, biological process: mitochondrial respiratory chain complex I assembly; response to oxidative stress. Bases 84 to 560 code for a protein of 158 amino acids.
UCCCCUUCGGUAUUAUACAUUGCCAAACGCAGCCUUAGAUACAAACGAACGAAAUCGAGAGAACAGAACGUGGUAGUGAAAUCAUGGCGUCGGUGGUGAAGAGCAUCAUAGAUGGAGUCAAGGAGAAAGGUCUCGGCGGCUUCUUCAGACACCUCAAGAAUGAAGGAUACUUGAGAUGCCUUCCUGAUGGAAACCUAUUGCAAACCAAGAUCCACAAUAUUGGGGCAACGCUUGUUGGUGUUGAUAAGUUUGGUAACAAGUAUUACGAGAAAACUGAAAACACACAGUAUGGAAGACACAGGUGGGUUGAAUAUGCUGAGAAGACUAGAUAUAAUGCUUCUCAGGUUCCUGCUGAAUGGCAUGGCUGGCUCCACUUCAUAACCGAUCACACCGGUGAUGAGCUUCUUUUAUUGAAACCAAAAAGGUACGGUGUUGAACAUAAAGAAAAUUUAUCUGGACAUGGUGAAGAGUUUAUCUAUCAUUCCAAGGGACACGCUCUCAAUCCAGGGCAGAGAAACUGGACCAGGUACCAACCAUGGCAGUCCACCAACGAACCGUGAAUAUGGUUCAGCUUUGAGUUACCGAUGUCUUGGAUUGGAUGUUUAUUUUUCUUUCCUCCUGACAAAUCGUUUUGAAUUCAAUUCAUGAGGUGGAAAACAGUUUUUUUUUCUUUUAACAAUAAAUGAAUUAUUAGCUGUGAAAACAGAUAAAUUCACCGAAAUUGAAAUAUUUUCUAUGUACUUUCACCAAUCGGUAUGUAUUUGUUGUUGUGAUAUGUUAAAAGGAUUUGCUCUUUAUUUUACUGUAA